ACGCAAAGGGAAGAAACAAGAACAAGAAUAAAUAGGCAGGCAGCAAUGAAUACUGAAUAUGAAUGAAGAAAGAGAGAUGGAUUCUUGGUAAACUGGGGAGAGAAGAAAGAACAGAAGAAACAGAGCAAACAUUGUCCUCUGUGGACCAUUGAUUUCCCAUCUUACAUUUCAAACCAAAACAACAAACGGAACAGUUUUGGCCCACUGAGUCACUGACCACCAUAAUCCUUCCUUUCAUUGAUUGAUCUUUAUACCUUAGUACUUGGUAGAAUAAAGAUUCCCACCUCUAUGCUUCUUUCUUCUUCAUCUUUACCAUGAGUCUUCUUGUUCUUCAGAUCUGUCUCCUUUCUUCUGUGUCACUCCUGUUGCUGCCUGAGGCUACUGGAUUGUCAUCAUCAUCCGAAUUCCGAAGGUCGAAAGCCGAGUACUACCGCAGCCCAGAUUGCUUGGGCACAUCAACUGGAGCUUGUGGUUAUGGCAUCCAUGGAAGCACCAUCAACAAUGCUCUGGUGGCUGGAGUUUCUGGGCUAUGGAAUAACGGGAUCGGCUGUGGAGCUUGCUACCAGGUGAGAUGCAAGGUUGAUAACCUAUGCAAAGAGGAAGGGAUAACGGUGGUGGUGACCGACAAUGCCUCAGGAGGCGAUGUCGAUUUCAUUCUCAGCGCACAUGCCUACGGAAGCAUGGCUCAUCCCAACAAUACUGCCGAGCUAUUCUGGAAAGGGGUGGUGGACAUCGAGUACCGACGUACAAAGUGCCAGUUCCCAGGCUACAACCUCAUAUUCAAGGUUGUGGAGCAGAGCCACUACCCUCACUACUUGGCCAUAGCCCCUAUGUUCCACGGUGGGGAAAAAGAUAUCUUUGGUCUGGAAAUUAGUCCGGAGGGUAAUGAGGAAUGGAAGAGUAUGAACAAGGCGUGGGGUGGAGUUUGGGACUUGCCUAAUCCGCCAUCAGGUGCUCUUAAAGUAAAGGUCAAAGUUGGGACUAGCAAUGGGGAGCAGAAAUGGGUAGAAGCAAAUAAGGCCUUACCGAGUUCGUGGAAGCCUGGUGCUGGCUAUGAUUCCCACGUCAAGCUUGCUUGAAAGAUCUUCCAUGAUUAUUAUGAGUGAAAAAUGCCUCUAUUUGCUAGAUAUCCUGAGUGAUCCAUGAAAAGAAAACUCAGUUGUGAUUGAAAAUGUUUACUGCUAUGUUGCUACAUGCAAGCAGAUGAAUAAAGCUGGUAGUAGUGAAAAGAGCAGACGAGAAACUAAUCAAGAGAUUGUAACUCCCACCCAUAUAGGCAAUGCCAUCAGAAGUGAUAUAGGACGAUAUCGAAGAUAAGGUAAAGUUCGUUAUCGUACGAACGGACGAGAGAAUAACACGAAACACAGAUUAUACUUAGAAUAUAUUUAUUACUGUUUUAUUUUCAUCAUGCUGCCGUUCGGCUUCCUGACUUGCCUAUUUAUAAGGUAAACAGGAAAGAAACAGGCAGUUAUGGUCGAAGAGACACACCCCUUCGCCCAAAAUAUACAUCCCUUCACAAAGGAGUUACUGUCUCAUUAAGAGACUUAUUGCUGCUACUAUAUGACUAUAAAUAUUAAGGCUUCUGUAUCAAGAAGGCUCCCAAAGAUCCAGAUUAUGCAAGUAUCUGGAGAACAUCCUAAGUUUUGGAUAUAAGACAUCUUCACUAUUGCAACACGUCAUGCUGGCAGGCUCAACACUAUGAAUUCGGGCCGAAAUGAAUAUCAAGAAAAAGAAAGGUACAUAUAAUGAGAUUCAAAUAACAAAGGGAUCCGCGUUGCCUCGAGAAGACCUAACCUACAUUUAAACUCUAUGCUGCUAGCAAAGAAGUGCGACGAAAAAGAGUAACUCUUUGUCGCAAUCACAUGAAAAAUAUUUUGACAAGUAAUAACUAAUAAGCGUAGAAGUUUAAGUCAAGCAAACUAAAAUCCGCAGUCAUUUUGACAUCUAACUGGUAUAAAAAAAAGGGGGCUACAAUUUCAGUUCUACACAAUGCCAGAGACCAUCAUAAACAUACAUGCUGCUACUUUCAUGAUCAAUUAAGUAGAACAGAGAGUAACAGCCAAUAGAGAUAUCAACAGCAUGGACUGUUAAACAUCUAAGAUACUCGGCCAUAAACAUGUAGAACACUGAGAACAUGGACUUCACGGUGCCCAUAGAUCAUCAAAAUUUUCUGACUACGGAGUAAAAAAAUACAAAAAUU
Messenger RNA from Linum trigynum, 2200 nucleotides. The record is from the annotation of a GenBank genome assembly. Lineage: Eukaryota; Viridiplantae; Streptophyta; Magnoliopsida; Malpighiales; Linaceae.